Messenger RNA from Fusarium venenatum, 1314 nucleotides. Lineage: Eukaryota; Fungi; Ascomycota; Sordariomycetes; Hypocreales; Nectriaceae. The record is from RefSeq and is a predicted model, not a curated record.
AUGGAGUACUGGCGCUACUCAGCCUCCCAGGCCUUGGAGAGACUCCGGUCUAGCGACCUUACCGUUGAACAGUACGCAUCCUCACUUCUUGAGCGGAUAAAGCAACGCAAUGAAGAUGUUCAAGCCUGGGCGUAUCUUGACUCAAAUGCUAUACUGGAACAAGCUAGAGCAUUGGAUAAAGUUCCCUUUGAACAGAGAGGUGCGUUGCAUGGUCUACCAGUGGGAAUCAAAGACAUUAUCUUGACGAAAGAUAUGCCCACCGAGUAUGGGUCUAGCAUAUAUAAAAGCGAUCAUCCCAGAAUCGACGCUGGAUCGGUAAUGGUUCUUCGACAUGCAGGAUGUCUUAUCUUUGGUAAAACGACAACUACCGAAUUUGCUGCAUCCUUCAUCGGACCAGCCACUCGCAACGCUCACGGCACCACACGUACACCGGGAGGUUCAUCUGCAGGGUCCGGAGCCGCAGUAGCAGAUUUCCAAAUUCCCAUAGCGUUGGGAUCUCAGACAAAAGGUUCCAUCAUCCGACCAGCGUCUUUUAACGGUGUUUAUGGCUUCAAGCCUACCUGGCAUACAAUCACACGUGAGGGUCAGAAGUUCUGUUCCCCUACCGUUGAUACAAUCGGGUUCUUCGCUCGUAGUGUUUCAGACUUUGAGUUGAUCGCUGAUGCAUUUUCUUUGCACGAUGACGAAGACUCUUCGUUCAAGGAACUAGCAGGCUCCAAAUUUGCUGUGUACAAGCCAGUCCAGUGGCAUUUGGCCGGUGAAGGCACUAUCACGGCUAUGGAGAAAGCGGUAGAGUUGCUCAAAGCUCACGGUGCGCAAGUAGAAGAACUCAACCUAGGCCCGGACUUUGAGAAGGUUGUGGAGUGGCACGACAUAAUUGUACGUCUUGAAGGAGCGACAAGUCUCUUGCCUGAAUACAACCAGGCCAGAGAGCAGAUGGACCAGGUACUAGCCAGAGGAGUGGACGAACGAAACAAUAUCUCGCGCAGAUCACAACUUGAUGCAUAUGAUGGGCUCUCGGCCUUGCGACCACAUUUCGAUAAGAUUGCCGAAGAAUACGUAGCAGUUCUAGCGCCGAGUGUACUUGAUGAGGCUCCAGAGGGACUUGGAAACACAGGCAGUCCCAUUUUUGCAUCACCUUGGACUGCCUUACACACACCGGUGGUUAAUAUCCCUGGAUUUCGAGGCAGGAACAAUAUGCCAGUUGGCAUUUCGUUGGUUACAGCGAGACUCCGUGAUCGUCAUCUACUCAAGGUGAGCGAAGUCAUCGGUCGGCUUUUCGAGAAAGAAGGGGGAUGGAUUCCCAAGUUUUGA